AUGACGAAGGAUUGGCGUUGGACAAAAACUUUAAAAUGUGAUAUAAUUAAAAAUAUUACAAGACUUGGAAAUGCUGAGAAAUGCGCUCGUCUUGUAGGAAUGGAUAUGAUUUUAAAAAAUGAAGACAAAUAUCACGAAGAUCUUAAAAGGGAUAUUCAACAAUUUAAAGAUGAGACAAAAAAAAUAAACACCGGUAAUUUAACAGGCAUUGAGAGUCGAACACGAAAAGAAAGGUACGGACGUUUAAAGCCUAAAGAAAUCAAGUUAAGUAUUUGGCAUUCAUUGAACCGCAUUAAUAAUGAAUCGAAUUUGUUAAUAAAUCGAAUUAGUAAAAUAAAAAAAAAACUCAAAAAUACACAAAAACGCUGGUCUGAAUUACAGUUUAACAAUCAACAUGGUACAGACGAAAAGACAAAGGUAGCCAUGGGAAAGAUGGCAGUCGUGGAUAAAAAACUUGCAUUGGUUGAUUUAAAUAAUAGAAAGACUUCCGAAAUGGUGAACUACGCGAGACAAAAUUUAAUCGUAUACGAUACGCUUAUAGAACAAUUACAAGUUGAAGUGGCAAAUAUGGCUACAGCCAUAAUGAAAGAAAUCGAAAUCGGUACAAUGUUUAAAGAAGAUGCUGCGAAUUAUACGCAAAGCUAUAUUGAUCAGAAAUUGGAAAAUGAAAUAUACGUAAAUAAAGAAAUGUUUCGGGUAGAUCAACUAAAUUCCAUAAUGGAUUCGUUGGAACACAACAGGUAAAUAUUGUAUUAUUUGACAUAAUCGAAAAUUUUUAAAUAGAAUCAUUCAAUUCUAAAAGUGUAUAGGUUGCUACACAGAAAGAGCGAGAUUGAAGAUUGUAUUAAUUGCACACUUGCACUGAGCCCCACAUUUUAGAGGUACCCUCGUCUAGUUGCAAUCAUAGCUGGAUAGUAAUUGCACAUCACGAUUGUUUAGGAAAAUAGAAAUUAAAAUUAAUGAACAAAGAAAAAUUAUAUUUUAAAAAUUUACUUGCACUUAGUAUUAGAAGGGGUAAGAGCAAAAAAACAAAAUAAGCUUAUUGAAGCCCUGCAAAAAUUACUGCACGGGAACUCGAUAUUUUUCAAGCAGGUACUGUACGUACAGUAUACAGAGAUGAUUAAAAUAUAAUUGCUUAGUUAAGAUAGUGAAGUAAUCAGUAGGGCUAUAGACAUAUUAAUAAAUGGACCGCGCUUAGAGAAGAAAACGCAGAACUUAUAAUAAGUGAGAGAGAUAGUGCUAGUUAGGGGGAAAGAAUGAUUGAAUAUUUUAAUUUACACUAUGAAAUUAUUAUUAUUUAUCAGUUUAUCAUAUCAAUUUAAUUUAUUACAAUGGAAAUAAUAAUCAUUUUCAUAGCGAAAUAAAAAUUUAAAAGUAUUUCUUCCGUGAUUGCUCCUAACUAUCACUAUCUUUCUCACUCAAUAUUGUUCACGAACACCAUAGAUGGGGGGUGAGAAAAGAUCCAUUUAUUAAUAUGUCUAUGAAUAGGGCAAAAGUCAGUAUAACCAUUAUAAAAUAAAAAUGUCCUGGUAAACGAUUGAUUAAAAUACAAAUACAAUUUAUAUAUUCUAUAUAUAAAAUAACAUGUCCUGCCUGACUGACUGAUUCAUUAUCACCUAGCCCAAACCACUGGACGGAUCGAGCUGUAAUUUGGAAUACAGAUAGCUAUUAUGACGCAGGUAUCCGCUAAGAAAGGUUUUUCUAAAAUUCAACCCCUAAGAUUGUAAAAUAGUAGGUUUUAGGUAUUUUUGGUACAAAUAUCUAAUUGUUCAUAUUUUCAUUUUUGUUUAUUCAUGGGUUAUCUGAGUGACAUGGAUGACAAUUUAGUUGUUAGGUUUUAUUAUUGUUACUGUUAUUUACACUAUUAUCUAGCAAUAUCAAAGCAUAGAACACUUUUAGUCUGUCAAAGGUGGACUACCUACUUUCCACUUAUUUGUUUUUAUUUAUUCUGACAUGUUCAAAACCAAAAAUGAAUAUGGGUAAAAAAAAUAAUAAAAAUUAACACGGCUAACGACGGGCGCGGGACAUCUAGUUUAAAUGAAAUAUGAAAAUUAAACUCCAAACUUAAAUUUUCAAUACUGUAGUUCAAUAUUAUAUUUGUCACGUCCUUACAUUUAAUGCUUAAAAAAAACCAACUUUAAUUGAAAACUAUUCUCUUUAGUCUUUUUAUUAAAUACUAAAAACAAGACUGAAUACACGGACUUAAGCAUAUCAAAAAAAAAGUAUUUUCGUUUUUUAUUGAUAAGAGAUAGGAGUAACUAACAUCACACCCCUUCUUGCAUAAUUAAUGCAUUACAAAUUUGAUAAAAAAAAAUACAUAAUAAAAAAAAAAAAAUUAUACAAUGCAAAUUAUAUAGUACUUAUAUACUAGUAAACAAAUAGUGACUUAAAUAACAUAAAUAACAUCUGUUCAGCUAAACAAUAGCUAUGACUUUUUUUUAUGGUUUUUAAUGAUACAUAUAUUUAUACAAAGUAUAAUACUAUCUAAUUAUAGACAUUUUAAAACUUAUUUAAAACCAUUUAUUGUACUUUAUUAUACUUAAAAGAAGUGAUUUUUGAUUAUCGACGCCAUUUUUUAAAUAAAAAUGCUUAAGUGGGGAAAUAACGUAGAAAAACGUACAAUUUCACGAUUUCAUUAUUUUAUAAAAACCCGGAAUACGUUUUCUACAAAAAAAAAAAUGAAUUGAUCGAAAAAUCACAAGAUACGUGUUUUUUUGGCUUUUUGAUUUAAUUUCUUAUGGUAUCAUCGCCGAAACUUUUGAGCCACUUUUGAGCUUUUUAGGAAUUUAAAUUUUUGGGACUUUUUUUGCUGUUACUCCAUUAUAAAUACAAGUAGAGACUUGAAACUUGGUAAUAAUACUUAUAUUAGACUUACCCAGAUACGGUAAAAUUUCCAAAAUCAUCGAACGAUUUUUUUUUUUUAAUAAACGUGUUUUGAAAUCAAAUUUAAACGAAAAUCGCAAAAAAAAUUACACAUUGUCUUCCAUAGACUGAAGUGUAUGGAGAACAACAUGUGGAUGAAUGUUCAAUGGAAUUAUAAAUGAAAAAUGCAUAAGGUAAAUAAAUAUUGGUCGCAAUCGUUUAAAUGUUUGUCUGCUUAGUAUUCGGUCACCGUUCUAUGUACUCAUUCUAGACUCCCGUUAAUUUGUAGAUGUAAAUGGCUAAUAUUUACUUCAUUUAUUCACAUUAAUUUGCACAUUUCCUUGAAAAUAUUACUCAGAAAAUCUGUUCUAUGUAAAUAUAUCUCGGAUAUACCGUGUAUGCACACAAACUGUGUAUCGAAAGCCUCUGUCACUGUAUUAGCCUGAUGAUUAGAUAAUGUGACCUCAGACAAAUAUUUCGUUAGAUCGUCCUACAUGGUCAACACAUCAGUGUUAUCCGACAAUGUUGUUACUAUAAAUGGUCCCACUAUAUUGAGAAAUAUUUUUUUUUAUUGUGUCCGUCGUUGUAAAAACAUCAAUAACAUGACGUCUUAUGAAUUUAGUAAACUGAACUUGUGCUAACAUCUAUCGUGUUAGUAUUGGAGGAGAAGAAACAAAAAUAACUAUUAAAAAUAUGCUGUACAUCCAAUAGACAGAAAGAGAAGGAUUUUCAGUAAAUUUCGAUAAAUUUAUAGUGAUUUACAGUGCCAAUCUUGAAUUUUUUUGUCUAUAAAGAUUUUACUGUUUACGAAAAGUGUUUCAAUUACAUGGCUUCAUUAAAUGUCCAUAAUAAGUCUCUCAUUAUCAAUACCCAUACACUUCUGUUAAAACUUUAAAUAACUUAACAAUAACAACUAACAAGACAUAUAUAGCAAUGAAACUAAUAAUAUACUAAUAACCAAGGCUUAAAAUCGGUAACCGUUUUGUAACGAAAAUCGGUAAUAAAUCGAUAAUUUUAUAAAUUAUAACCGAUAACCACUUUUAUUUUAAUAAUGUUGGAAAUGCUUAGGUAUCGGUAUCAAGAUAAUUAUUUAAGUAUUAAUAUCAAAGAGGCUACCUCCUAUUUUCAAACCCGGUUUUAUAACCAAAAUAAUUAACAGUUUUUGGUAUAUGUAUUUUAUAAUUUAAAUAAUAUAUAUUUAAGUUUUAAUUAUAAUGGCUUCUAUAUUUUUAUAAUUGAAUUAAUUUUCCAGUCAUUUUUAAGUUAUUUACUAUUAUUAUGAUAUAAUAAUUAAAAAGAUAAGUAUAUUAACUUCGAAUUCUGUAUUUAUUGGUUCCCUAAUUAUUUAUGGUUAAAUUUAGAAAAAAGUUAAUGGAAGAAGAUCCAAUCACAGAAUUAGAGGAAACAUUUUAUGCCAAAAUGCCAUGGACAAUAGACAAUGAAGAUGAAUUGGACGAAACUGGUAGUAAUCCAACAAAAAUUCAAGAAGAAACUUACAAUUGGACUAGUAAAUUAUUACAAUUCGGAUUGAUGUAUUUCGUUGAUAAAAAUCAAAAAUUAGAAUUACUAAAUGGGUUGAAAAAAUGUACUUCGGUUAUCGAUUAUCAGUUUCCUGAAAAUAUUGCAGAUUAUAUCAUGUUUAGUGAUAGUUCGUUCACGAAAGAUGAAUUGGCCACUAACUACGUUUUAAAAAGAACAGAGUUUAGUACUAUAGAAGAUAUGACAAACUAUGUUGAAUGUACUAAAAACGAUUUAAUCAAGCUUAAUAAAUUAAAUUCUGUAAGAAAAAUGUUAUGGAGUGUGUUGUUCAAAACGAAUAGAUACAUGAAAGAAACGUCUGAUACUUUAAACCUUGUGACCAUCAAAGAAAUAGAGCUCCAGAAACAAAUAGACAUGUUGAAAUCAUAUUUGGAUGUCCAAACAAAUAUAAUGUCUGAUUUAUGCGAAACUAAAUACGAUCACUAUUUGACAUUGCUUAAUGAUAGACAUUUUUAUAUGAACAAUUUAAGAAGUAUAUUUAACAAAAUUAAAGUAAGUGAUAUACUAACAUAUAACUGAAAUAAUGGGUAGGUAAUUCAUUAAUAUAUUAAAAUAGUAUUAUUAACAAUUUAGUUUUCAGAAGAAGAUACGAAACGAUAUUCAAAUCUUAAUACCCCACAAAAUGAAAUAUUGGGAGCUCCAAAUGCAGAAAUAUUGGCAUAUCUACUGGAAUUAAAAUCUAUGAUAAGCAAAUCUGAAGGAAAAAUUCGAUGGUGUAAUUUAAUAAUUUUAAAUGAUUUUAAUUCUGCUAAAUUGAAUUUGUCUCGUGCAAUAUUCGAUUUUAAAGUUCAGACACAUAUUCAAGGUGAUUUAUUAGAGAAACAGAUUAAAUUUGAAAGUGAUGCGCGGCGAAAAGUUAUCCCAGAAAUUACUAGAAAAUCUGAUGUAAUCUUGACUAGAGAAGAUACAAAAAAACAAGCAGAACUGAUUUUAAAAUAUUUUGCUGAAAAAGAUACGGACAGCUCAAAAAACAGAAGAAAGCCAAUGACAUUUAGAAGAGAAUUUUUAUAAUAGUAUUAAAUGCAAUUUAAGAAACAAUAAAAUUAGGGAGGCUAGCAGUACCUUGCCUUGAUAAAUAAUGUUUAUACAGAAAAUUCAACAACUUGUACAGAAUAUUUUUGGUACAAUAAGCUGAAAAUAUUACAUGUAAAAUAAGCAUUUUAUUGAUACCUAGUCUUCUAGUUGGAUUUACCGGAAGUACAAUUGAAGAUAAAUUGGCUAUAAGAAGGUUCAGGUGAUUGAGGUGGUAUUUGUGGAAUUGUGAAUAGUAUUGUGGCAACUGUUAAACACUAAGUUCCAGACAGAGACAUAUUCAGAAAUUUGGCACCCAGCCGUUAAAGUUAUGUUUUUUGGUGCUUUCAAAUAUAUUUGUUUUUAAUGUAUGUACUUUUUGUAAUCUCUGGUGGGAAAUUGAUUAUUUAAUCUACAUUGAAAUCUAUAAUAUAAGAGUGACUAAAUAAUUAAAUGAUUUAUUUAUGGUUAUAUAUCAACGGAAAUUUGACACUUAACAUACUGCAAUACAUUUAAAUUACAAUUGCACUUAGGGCUUUAUACAUAAAAGGACUUGCUUCUACAAGGAGUUGAACAAAAUAAAAAAAGAAAGCAAAUUUUAAAUUUUAACAUUAUAUUAUCUUUAUAAAUUAGUCAUAAUUAAUAUAAAGUAGG
This is a messenger RNA of Cinara cedri, 6066 nucleotides long. Lineage: Eukaryota; Metazoa; Arthropoda; Insecta; Hemiptera; Aphididae. The record is from the annotation of a GenBank genome assembly.